UAAUAUCGGUCCCAUCUAACGACCCUUGGGCAGCAAUAGAGGUUCUCCUGCAGGCCAUGGACGCUCAAGCAAUUGCCGCCAAGAAUGACUAUGCCGACUGCCAGAUGGAGCUUAAAGCUAGCCAGGAAAGAAUCAAACUCCUCAAGUCCUCACAUCAAGGAAGCCCUUCUUUCCGAUGCAAUGAAAACCAUCGAUGGCAAUUCCAAGUAUCAGGAAAAACUCAAGAACGAUGCAAGGGCCAUGAGAGCCGAACGAAAGGCCAUGGCAACCGAGUGGGACACUGCUAUCGCUAAGCGAGAUGCUACUGCUGCUGAACGGGACGCUGCGGUCUCAACACUCCAAGAGUUGAAGGAACAAACGCUCGACCGCAUGACUCAAUCAGACUUCGAUAUCCAUGAUGGAUUGGAUUUUUCACAGCAUGAAGAUGUUCAAUAUUCAUUUGGAAUAUUUUCUGUGAAGUUCUCCUCUGAUGGUCGAGAACUUGUUGCUGGAAGCAAUGAUGAUUCAAUAUAUGUCUAUGACCUUCAUGCAAACAAAUUGACACUGCGUUUGCCUGCUCACACAUCUGAUGUCAACACAGUAGCAUUUGCUGAUGAAACUGGUCAUCUCAUUUAUUCUGGAAGUGACGACAAUUUAUGCAAGGUCUGGGACAGACGUUGUUUGUCCACAGGAGAAGCUGCCGGAGUUCUGACUGGACAUUUGCAUGGGGUAACGCAUAUUGAUAGUCGUGGAGAUGGCCGAAGUUUCAUAUCCAAUGGAAAGGACCAAGCAAUUAAAUUGUGGGACAUCAGGAAAAUGAAGUCCAAUGCUGAUAGUUAUGCAGACGGAGCCCCAACUUGGGACUACAGAUAUUCAAGGUAUCCACAUCAGCUAAAACAACUAAAGCAUCCCCAUGAUCAGUCAUUAGCUACAUACCGGGGUCAUUCAGUCCUCCGCACAUUGAUCCGUUGCUACUUUUCUCCUGCUUAUAGCACAGGGCAAAAGUACAUAUAUACAGGAUCAUAUGAUUCCAGCGUUUACAUCUAUGAUGUGGUAAGCGGAUCGCAAGUUGCAAAACUGAAAGGACAUCAGCUGGCGAUACGAGACUGCAGCUGGCACCCAUUUGACCCCACGCUUGUGAGCUCGUCCUGGGACGGUCGGGUUCUUAAAUGGACCAGUACUCGUGAGCAAGAGACCUCCGAUGUCGAUUGAGUGGAGUGUGCAGAAAUCGUCGUGAUCUGCAAACAACAAACGCAGUCUUUGGUGGAAAAACUAAGCGCAGGUCGUCAAAACAACAGAAAGAUCCUAUGUUGUAAAUUGUAAAUACUAAACAGAAACCAGGCUGGGUGCAUCAGCGCCAUUGUGCAUAUGAAAUUGUUUCAUACUAUACUUAAAAACUUUUUUUAAAAGGAACAAGCAGAAGAUCUGCUUAUUAUAAA
This is a messenger RNA of Phragmites australis (common reed), 1418 nucleotides long. RefSeq names its product LEC14B protein-like. Gene Ontology annotation, biological process: proteasome-mediated ubiquitin-dependent protein catabolic process. Bases 85 to 1191 code for a protein of 368 amino acids. Gene Ontology annotation, molecular function: protein binding. The record is from RefSeq and is a predicted model, not a curated record. The transcript has 8 exons. Gene Ontology annotation, cellular component: Cul4-RING E3 ubiquitin ligase complex. Lineage: Eukaryota; Viridiplantae; Streptophyta; Magnoliopsida; Poales; Poaceae.